UAUAAAAGCAGAAGAGGAGGACAAAAAAAAAAAAAAAUUGGAACAAAAAUAAUAGUACCAUCUUCAGCACCACCGUCACCGUCUUCUUCCCCGCGCCCUUCCUCCCUCCUCUUUGUUCUGAAUCCCCUCUGUCUCUCUUCCGGCUUGUGGGGAGGUUUCCGCCAUGGAGGAGGUGAGGCCAUCAGUCCUGAGAGGCCGCCAUGGCUUCCGUGCACACAGCGGAAAGAAGGCCGCCAAUGGCAAUGGCUUCCCUCCUACUCGGACCGUUUACGACGACGUAUUCGGCGGUCCCCCGAAAUACACUGCCCUCGUUUCCCCCUGCGUCGACGACUACGCCGAGAUAUUCCGUGGUCCUUCCCCUGCUCAGAAGACGCCUCCUGUGCCGUUCCUCGAGCUCGCCAGCGACUACGACGGCGAGGUCGCGCUAGUCUCCGGCGACUCCUAUGCGGACAUCUUUGGCGGGUUCGCUUGUGAUUUCACUGUCUCGCUCGACGAGCUGCUCGGACGAUCUCAGGCCACUGCUGAAAUGAAGGGUUUUAGGGGUGAUUCUGCUAAGAAAGCCCGCUAUGUAGUUGAUGGAGAAAAGAACUCUGUGGAGACUCGUAACACAAAAGGUAGCAUUAAUGCAAGCAGUGCAUCUAUUGUCACUGAAAAGGUAGCAGAAAUAAAGCUUGACAAUAUAGCCGAUUUGAAGUCGCCAAAGAGAACCUUGUUAAGUGACUCUAAAGAUAAUUCCCUACCUAAAAUGUUCAGACAUGAGCUCAAGAAAGACGACUUAGAUGCCACGUUGAAGCCCUGUCAGUUGGAAGAUGGCCCUUUCGUUAAUUCACAUGUAUAUCCUUCGUACCAUGACUAUGGUGUUGAUAAGUACGAGUCAAAGGAUGUAUUUUUGUCUGUUACUGAGAUUAGCCUUCAGACUCAGCCUACGGAACUGCCACCUCCUUCAAGACCACCUCCCAUGUUAGGCAUCAAGCAUGAUUCAAAUAAGCGAGGUAUUUCUGAAAAAAGGCUGGGUACAAGCACCAGUUUUUAUGAGAACAGUGAUUUGCUUAAUGGGAGGAACAGCAGUCGACAACGUCAUGCCAUGGCUGCUUCAGGAACUUUCUCAGCAGAAGAGGCCUCAAAACAGAGUUCACCUCGUUUCCUAGAUGUUGAGGUUGACAUGAAUUCAGCUGCUGCUGCCUCUGCAGCUGCAAUGAAGGAAGUGAUGGAGGAAGCAAAGGCCAAGCUAAAGCUAGCAAAGGAGUUCAGGGAAAGAAGAAAAAAUAGUCUAAAAAACAAUAAAAAGUUCACAGACAAAAAGGCACAAGGAAAUAGUGGAACCUCCUUGGAGCGUUUUGAACUUCAAAAAACAGAAAGGAGUUUUGUCCUUGUCCAGAAAUGCACUGAGGAAAAAGCAAGGAAGGGAACAAGUGUGGUUUCAGAUUCCCGUGAUCAGAAAACGAACAGAAGAGAACACCAAGUGGAGGAGGUUCACACAUGCAGGGUAAGGGAGAACAUGGGGAAUGCAGCUGUUGUGAUUUGUGAAAAGGAGCAAAAUGACAAGAAGGUAGAAUCUGAUCAUCGUUCUCAUGGAAGGGAGGAUGGUAUGAAGAAACGAAUUAUGACUGAACACGAUACGGGUAUGAAGGCUGUUCAAACAACUCAAGAGGAGGAGGUUCACAUAUGUAGGGUAAGUGAGAAGAUGGAGAAUGCAGCUGUUGAGAUUUGUGAAAGGAAGCAAAAUGAGAAGAAAGUAGAAUCUGAUCAUAGUUCUCAUGGAAGGGAGGAUGGUAUGAAGAAACAAAUUAUGACAGAACACAAUACAGGUAUGAAGGCUAUUCAAACAACUCAAGAGGAGGAGGUUCACAUAUGUAGGGUAAGUGAGAAGAUGGAGAAUGCAGCUGUUGAGAUUUGUGAAAGGAAGCAAAAUGAGAAGAAAGUAGAAUCUGAUCAUUGUUCUCAUGGAAGGGAGGAUGGUAUGAAGAAACAAAUUAUGGGUGAACACGAUACAGGUAUGACUAUGAAGGCUGUUCAAACAACUCAGCAGCAUAUGGAAAGCGAGAAGAUAGAAACUGAUAAAAAAUACUGGGUGGGAAAUGAAGUUGAUGGAAAAGUAACUGCAACAGGAGAGAUUCAUCAACAGGGAGCAUGCUCAGAUACACUGGAGACUGCUCAAGAGUCCAUGAAUCAAGAGAAGAUGAAUCUGAUCAAACAAAUGGCUGCUCAAGAACCGAUGGGACUGGAAGAGACUUGGCAGCAGGAAAAAACAGAGGAAAAGUUUGCUUCCACACUAGAAACUCAUGAGGAGGAACGUUCAAAUGGAUUGAAGAUUGCUCAAGAAUUCAAAAAGGAAGAUGAGGUGCAUAAGAAGACUGAAAAGGCUGCUCAAGAAGAAGAGACUUGGCAGCAGGAAAAAAUAGAGGAAAAGUUUGCUUCCACACUGGAAAGUCAUGAGGAAGAAUGUUCAAAUAGAUUGAGGACUUCUCAAGAAUUCAAAAAGGAAGAUGUGGUGCAUAAGAAGAACGAAAAGGCUGCUCAAGAAGCAGAGAUCCAGCAGCAGGACGAGAAUAAGGAACAAAAAAUUUUUCAGGAAGAAAGCAAAGGAAAUGAAAGAGAGGAACAAAGAGCUACUACUAGGGAGCCUCAUGAACAGGGUGGAAGUUCACAUGGAGCAGUGACAACUCAAGAAUCUAGAGAGCAAGAUGAAGUGCAUGAGAACAAAGAGAAAGUCCAGCAGCAAGAAGAGGAGGAGAAGCUGACACCUGAUAAUAUGGUGAGGGAAAGAAAUGAAGAGGAAAAAAUAUCUGCAAGAGGGGAGAUUCAUCAAGAUAAUGAAUGUUCAAAUGAUUUAGAGACUGCUGAAGAAUCCAUAAAGCGAGUUGAAAUGCUCAAGAACAAAAAAGAUGUUGCUCAAGAAGAGGUUCAGCUGCAGGAAGAAAAGGAGGAGCAGAUAAAGGUUGGUCAGGACUGCCAAGGAAAUGAAAAACUGGAAGAGUUAACCACAGCAGGGAAGAAUCACAAACUGAGAGAGAGAAUAAACGGAUUAAAAGAUGUUCAAGAAUCCAGAAAGCAAGAAGAAAUUCAGAAGAACAAACCAAGGGCUACUCAAGAGGCAGUGUUUCAGGAAGAAAACAUCAGCGUGAAAGCUAAUGAAGCAGCUGAUAAGCAUAAACAAAAUGAAAAAGCAUUUCAUAUUCUUGUGGAUGGUGAUGAUCUUGAUGCAACAACUAAAAGGCAAAAUACUGCUCAAACAACUCCUGUGCAGGAAAUCAAAGAGAAGAAAGUGGAAGCAGCCCAACAUGUUAAUAAAUUGGAAGAGAAAGAUAAGAUAUUAAAGAUGUCUCACAAAAUCAAUGAGAUUCAAGGAGUUGAACAGAAGAUGAGAAAGUUCAAUGAAAUCCAUGAAAAAGGUGAAAAAGAAAAAUCUCAAUUGGAAAAGGAAAGACUGAAAAGGGAUCGGGAACAAGAAAUGGAGCGGUUAAUGAAACUAGAAGAAGAAAAAGAAAGGGAACGCGAAAGAGAAAAGGACAGGAUUGCUGUUGAACGAGCUACUCAUGAAGCUCGUGAUAAGCCAGUUGCUGAUGCCUGGGAUAAGGCGGAAAAAGCAGCUGUAGAGAGAGCAACUGUUGAAGCCAGGGAGAAAGCUCCACCUGAACCCAAGGUCGUAGACAGGACUUCUGCAGAAGGCAAGUUCAGGACAGAGCGAUCUGCUGUAGAUAAAGCAACUGCAGAGGCUCGUGAAAGAGCUGCUGAAAGAGCAAUUGUUGAGAAAGUUGCUGCAGAGGCAAGGGAGCGUAUGGAAAGAGCUGUUGCCGAGAGGUUUGCUGCUGCAUUAAGAGAUAAGCAGAAAAAAGAUAAUGAUCGUGAAGAUGCAAGCCUGAGAAUGAAUGGUGCUCGGAGCACUACCGCUGAGGUGCAGAACACACGUGAUGCUUCAUCAAGUGAGACAGAGAAAAGGCGAAAGGCAAAGUUUGAUCGAUAUCGGCGUACUACAGAACGUGCGGCAAAAGCUCUUGCGGACAAGAAAGCUCGUGAUAUUCUUGCUCAAAGGGAGCAGGCAGAAAGAAAUAGAUUAGCUGAAAGCCUUGAUGGUGAUGUCAAAAGGUGGUCGACUGGGAAGGAAGGAAAUUUGCGUGCAUUGCUUUCAACACUGCAAUAUAUCCUUGGGCCCGAGAAUGGAUGGCAGCCUGUGCCACUGACGGAAAUAAUAACAUCUGCCGCUGUCAAGAAGGCCUAUCGGAAGGCUACCCUUUGUGUACAUCCUGACAAGGUUCAACAACGGGGUGCAACCGUUCAACAGAAGUAUAUUUGUGAAAAGGUCUUCGAUUUACUCAAGGAGGCAUGGAACAAAUUCAAUUCCGAGGAGCGUUGAAAAGCUUCAUGUCAUCGUCCCAGAUUUUUCCAUUGUAAUGCAACCGUUUUAAACUAACUUCCACGCACAGGAAGCCAUCCUGUCUAUCAGUGCAGUGGCAUCAGUUGUACAAGAAGCAUUCUGGAGUGCAGCUUUCAAGCAUGAAGAGCAAAUGGAACCUAUGUGCAUGAUAACAAACUUGUAAAUGUUCAUAUCUCCUGUUGAAGAUUAUUCUUGUAUGUUAAAUGCAUGCACAUGUAGGCAAGUUUCUGCAGAAGCGUUCAUGAAGCAAGCUGCAAUCUUUACAGCUCCACAAAAUCUAAUGUUAUUUUUUAUGCAUUAUAUCCCAAGGAAAAAAGCAUGUAAAAAUUCUCCAUGUUUUUGUCCGCUUAUCA
Nymphaea colorata (pocket water lily) is the source of this 4728-nucleotide messenger RNA. Its product is annotated as auxilin-like protein 1. Lineage: Eukaryota; Viridiplantae; Streptophyta; Magnoliopsida; Nymphaeales; Nymphaeaceae. The record is from RefSeq and is a predicted model, not a curated record. Gene Ontology annotation, cellular component: cytoplasm; vesicle; intracellular membrane-bounded organelle. Gene Ontology annotation, biological process: clathrin coat disassembly; clathrin-dependent endocytosis. Gene Ontology annotation, molecular function: clathrin binding.